GUUAUCUUGGUAAAGGCCAGUAUUUUCUGGUAUUUGUUUUCUUAAUGUCUUUGUAUUAUUUGAGAUCCCAAUCUCAGUGAGACAAUCGGGUAAAAGUCCACAUCCGAGAGGUUUUUUUUUUCACACCCUGAAAUCUGAGGCAACAUUUGAACGUGAAUAUCUCAAAGACUUUUAAAGAAAAGGCUGAAAAUUACACUUGUCUUUCUUACUAUAAAAAUUAAUCAGAAUCGAUAAUUUGGGACAGAUAAAAGACCAUUAGUGAUGAUCUCUGAGUUUUAUGUAGUUUAAUUACACAAUAAUGUAAAAUAAACGUACUUUCAUGUUAAUACAUAAAAUCCUUUGUCACAAAAAUAAAGAAAGACCCAUUUUAUUCAACCUUCACUGCAUCCUUGAACCUCCUCUGAGGUCGUCCUCGUUUCCUCCUGCCUGGCAACAUCAUCUUCAUCAUCCUUUGUCCAGUAUAUCCACACUCUCUCCUCCAUACAUGUACAGAUCAUCACAGCCUUCCUUCUCUAACUUUGUCUCCAAAUUGUUCAUCUGAGCUGUCACCCUGAUAUUUAACUAGCAUCCAAAAGAAUGUGCAACAAAAGAAAAAAAGGGAGAAAAAGCAGAAUAAAAUCCAAUAACUCUGGUGUCUCCAAGUGGAAAAUCUAUGUUGAAGGUAUUGUAUGUUUGUAGAUCGUCUGAGAAGCAUUGGGGUUUCUUGUCUGUGGAGUAUUGGGUGUGUUUUCAGAUGGAUGAAGACUCGAGUCCAGUUGGCUGGAAACCCUUCAGCAGUGAGUCAGCAGAGUUUGUGCUGCAGUUGCAUUCCCACCUCCCCAACAAACCUUUUAUUUCUGCGCCUCUGCUCGCUUCAUAUUGACUGCAGUAUCAGAGCUGCAGCCGCUGGCGGUCGUGUCUGCCUCGGACAGUCAGUGCCAGUGUGGGUGUGACUGCUGGAUGAGCCGGGCUAUGCUCCGAUGUCAUCACACGGUCAUUCUGCUGGCUGACAUGUGACACACACACACACAGUGAGUGACACACACUCGAAGAGACACGGACAGGCCGACCAUCAGCUGCUGUACAGAGAUGGAGAUGUCGACAGGCGGUCCGGGGAUGUCGAGUCACCAGCAGCGCUCCAUGAAGAGAAGGCGGUGGGGAGGUCUGAGGCAGCAGUGGAAACUUCUGGGCCUGUUUGAGAUCGACCAACAGCACGAGUUCUACAGCCUGACCUGCAUGAUGAAGGAGGGCUUGGCUGCAGCCAUCCAGAGCACUAUCGAUAACGCACCCGCAAAUGAACUGACAGAUGAAGAUUUCAGGUUGGAGGUCACUCAGAUCCAUAAGGACUUUACAAUGGAGACGUUUGCGGGCCCCGUGUUUGCCACGCUGCGUGGCUCUUUAGGAAUGACUGAGCAGGAGUAUCAGCAGUCACUCUGCUCUGAAAAUUGCUACCUCCAGUUCAUCAGCAACUCCAAGAGCAAAGCAGACUUCUUCCUGACGAAUGAUAAACGCUUCUUUUUAAAGACUCAGAACAAAAGGGAAAUUAAGUUCCUUCUGGGCAACCUGAAGAUCUACAUGGAGCACCUGAGGAAAUACCCACAUUCACUGCUGGUCAAGUUUUUAGGUGUUCACAGGAUCCAAAUCCCACGAAGACGAAAGAAGUACUUCAUUGUCAUGCAAAGUGUGUUUUAUCCAGAUGAUCGCAUCAAUGCCAGGUAUGACAUUAAGGGCUGUGAGGUAAGUCGCUGGACAGAGCCUGCACCAGAGGGAAGCCACAUCAUCGUGGUUCUCAAAGACCUCAACUUUGAGGGCCAGUUCAUCACUCUGGACCAGCAGCGUUCCUGGCUCCUGCGACAGGUGGAGAUUGACACACACUUCCUCCGCCAGCUCAACGUGUUGGACUACAGCCUUCUCCUGGCUCAUCAGCCCCUACACCAUGACGAGCGCCACCAGGGCCUCUCCUUUGCUACGCUCAUCGUAAGAGCCAAAAAGUCUGUGAAUCCAGGCUCCAGUCCAAUCCAUAUGAAUGCAGCCACAGUUCCUGGAGCAGUCGUGGACGAGGACCAGCUAUCCUUAUCUGAAACAGACAGCGGCUUAAAGAAACCACACUCUCAAGAUGCAUCGAGGAGCAGCUCUCCUCGAACAUGUGCAAAGGAUGCUGGGCCAGCGAUCGCCGAGGCUGAACUGCAAGACUUCCAAGCCCAAAACCGACGUCUGCUGCCAAACUUAAAGAAUCCUCUUCACAUCAUUGAUGGCCCCGAGCAGCGCUACUUCGUCGGCAUCAUUGACAUUUUCACAGUUUACAGUUUUAAGAAGAGGCUGGAGCAUUUGUGGAAGAGGUUGAGGCACCCCGGUCGGUCCUUCUCGACUGUCAGUCCACAGACUUACUGCCUCAGACUGUGUCAGUGGGUGCAAGACCACACCAAGUAGAGCCUGAACAAGAGGUGGAAACUCACCUCCACCUCUCACCGAGCAAGUCUAAAUAACCAAAGUUCAGACACAUGGCGUAAAGCAUGUUUCCUCUCCUCUUCAACCUUCUCAUCAUUGGAACUUCAGACAUGAAAUGUGGGCCUCACCUCUGAGCCUUUCGCAGAUACCAAAAUGAUUUUUGCACACAUGUAAAUUAGAUUUAGUAGAAAAUGGAUAGAUGGCUGAUUACGAAACAAUGCAAUGAAACAGGCUGUACGCAAACAGUAAUUUCAUUAUUUAUUUGAACAUUUUCUUUGAGAAGCAGACACGUAUUACUUCUUUAUACUUCUUUAACCUGCCAAAUAGUUUUAAGACAAGUAUGCAUUUCAGCCCACUGUGUUCAAAUUUCAGAAUUAUAUUCUGGUUUUGAAGCUUCGAGCUGAAUGUUUUGGCUAUCUUAGCUUGCUAUAACCAUGAAACUAAGCGGCACUUUGUACUUGGGCCCACCCUAAAGCAUAAGCUGCUUUAUUCUACUUUUUGAUUCUGAGUGGGACAAUAAUUUACAGACUAAACACCAUGUUGUGUUCAAAAUGGUUUAAAUUGGGUGACUCUGACCACAAACUCAUCAGGAAAGUGAUUAGAGAAGUCAUGAAUCCAAAAAAACGCAGGUUUUCUGAUUUCUCUUCUAUACAUUCAUACUUCUUUUUGCAACCAGAGGGUUUCAAAAGUAAAGCAGGUUUAAGGCCUUUAAUACUGUGAUGUCCUCUAUCUAGCUGUUAUUGUUUCUAUCCACUUCUUCUUCUGUCACUGCUAAUGCUACCUCAGAAAUGAGAGAUUUAAAUACAUGGGUGCAUUAAAGGGUUGUGUUUUGCAAACCAGUGAGUUUGUGAAGCAAAUAUAUUUGCAGCACAGGGAGUCUCGUUCCUCAAGAUCACAGCAUACAUGUUCUAGCAUCAUGGAAUAAAGCUGACUUGCAAUUG
Molecule: messenger RNA, 3368 nt
Organism: Oreochromis aureus
Lineage: Eukaryota; Metazoa; Chordata; Actinopteri; Cichliformes; Cichlidae
Gene: pip5kl1
Product: phosphatidylinositol-4-phosphate 5-kinase-like 1
Exons: 10
Coding region: 1069-2409 (446 amino acids)
Biological process (GO): phosphatidylinositol metabolic process
Molecular function (GO): phosphatidylinositol kinase activity
Source: RefSeq, a predicted model, not a curated record